Laccaria bicolor S238N-H82 is the source of this 1368-nucleotide messenger RNA. RefSeq names its product amino acid-polyamine organocation amino acid permease. Gene Ontology annotation, cellular component: membrane. Lineage: Eukaryota; Fungi; Basidiomycota; Agaricomycetes; Agaricales; Hydnangiaceae. Gene Ontology annotation, biological process: amino acid transmembrane transport. The annotation marks the transcript as partial. The transcript is spliced from 10 exons. Gene Ontology annotation, molecular function: amino acid transmembrane transporter activity. The record is from RefSeq and is a predicted model, not a curated record.
CAAGUGGGUUUGCACCGCGGCCUCUCAGCACGUCAAGUCCAGAUGAUCGCCAUCGCAGGAACCAUAGGCACAGGCCUCUUCCUCGGGACAGGGCGUUCCUUAGCUCAAGGCGGGCCAGCUAGCAUGCUUAUAUGCUACUCCAUAGUCGGGUUUAUCGUCUACGUUACCCUCCUACUCCUUGGAGAGAUGGCAACGCAGUACCCUGUCGCAGGGUCAUUCAAUGCGUACACUACACGAUUCUUUUCUCCGUCGUACGGGUUUGCGCUGGCUUGGAAUUAUUGGUUCAAUGACGCCGUAUCAGUCGCGUCGGAUCUUACUGCUGCUCAGCUGGUUUUGCAGUAUUGGACACCGUGGAAUCCUUGGGUUAUUAGUCUCCUGUUUUGGUUGUUCCUCGUUUCUGUGAACGCUACACACGUGAAGGCAUAUGGGGAGCUUGAGUACUGGCUUUCUUCCUUGAAAGUGUUCACUGUUAUCCUUUUCAUCAUAGUCGGCAUUUUCGUGAAUGUUGGAUUGAAUACCGAACAUCGGUUUAUCGGAGUCAGUAAUUGGCAGAUUCCAGGCGCUCCUUUUGUUGGUGGCUUUGGAGGGUUUGCAAAGGUAUUCGUUACAGCAAGUUUUGCUUUUGGGGGUACGGAAAGCUUGGGGAUAACUGCUGGCGAAACGAAAAAUCCGUCCAAAAACAUGCCUAGAGUCGUUAAGCUGGUCUUCUGGAGAAUCAUGAUUUUCUACGUACUGAGCAUCUUGAUAAUUGGAUUGAAUGUACCCUGGGACUAUCCAAACCUAUCUAACAGAAGCACAACCACUUCACCGUUCACCGUUGUCUUACAAUUAGCAGGCUCAACUGUCGCCGCGUCUUCCAUGAAUACCGUCAUCCUCACCUCAGUCCUCUCUGCAGGGAAUCACGCACUAUUCGCAGGCACUAGAGUUCUUUAUGGUCUUUCGGUGACCUCGCCACCCCAAGCCCCUAAGAUAUUCUCAUGGACCACGCGGAAGGGUGUACCCAUUCCAGCCCUCCUAUUGACGAGCAGCAUCAGCGCGUUGUGCUUUGGCACCAGCUUCAUUGGAAGCGGCGUAUUGUGGGGCUGGCUCCAGAAUAUUGUUGGUGUUUCCAACCAGAUUGCGUGGUUAUCCAUCGGCCUCUCAAGCUUGCGUUUUCGGAAAGCAUGGGUUAAGCAAGGACGCUCGUUGGACGAUCUGAAGUUCAGUGCUUCCUGGACAAGGGGUUGGGGUCCACCUUUCGUCGUUGUAGCUGUAUCAACACUCAUACUCAUCCAAGGCUGGUCAUCAGUGAUUCCAGAAUUUUCACUCGUCGACUUUAUUUCGUUCUACAUCGAGCUCCCCGUCAUGCUCAUCAUGUUCCUUGCUUGG